Molecule: messenger RNA, 393 nt
Organism: Symbiodinium necroappetens
Lineage: Eukaryota; Dinophyceae; Suessiales; Symbiodiniaceae
Source: the annotation of a GenBank genome assembly
AUGCGAUUCGCCUAUUUCCGCCUCCAGCAAGGUGCACUUCACGUACACCAACACUUACAUCACGUCGGAAGUCUCCAGCACCAACCAACUGCAGUUUUAUGUCAACAACCAGCGGUCCUUGAGCUUAAUGCAGAAGCCCACGGGUCCUACAACGGGCAACGUUGGCGGAGCCCUGCACGGUCUCUGGUAUUCCGACCACAUGUUGCAUAUCUCCGAUCGCCGACUGAAGAAGAGUAUCCACCCCCUGGCCACGGGCCUAGACGAGAGGGCAUCCGCCGCAGGCACCGUGGCUCGCAACGGCGCAUCUUCGCGAAGAGUGAUUUCAGCCAGCUUGGCUUGGUCACAGGAGUUGUCGCCAGUGACGGUCAAGGAGCUGUCAGCUUCCGAGAGUGA